Messenger RNA from Micropterus dolomieu (smallmouth bass), 6589 nucleotides. RefSeq names its product aldehyde dehydrogenase 5 family, member A1 (succinate-semialdehyde dehydrogenase) (gene aldh5a1). Lineage: Eukaryota; Metazoa; Chordata; Actinopteri; Centrarchiformes; Centrarchidae. The record is from RefSeq and is a predicted model, not a curated record. Bases 132 to 1604 code for a protein of 490 amino acids. The transcript has 11 exons. Gene Ontology annotation, molecular function: succinate-semialdehyde dehydrogenase (NAD+) activity. Gene Ontology annotation, biological process: GABA catabolic process.
UGUCACGUGGUUAACGCGUCUCUCCUCCGGACCGGUUGAAACCGACAGAAAACUGCAGCAGGUCAAAGAUCUGCAGAGCGACGUAAAAACCCUUCACCCAGCAAACAGUCUUCCCCAGCCUGCCCGCCGCCAUGCACAGACGCUACAGCCUGGAUGUCGCUGCUCCGCUGCUCCGGACGCAGGGCUACGUUGACGGCCGCUGGGUCUCUGCAGCCUCGGUGUUCCCCGUCCUGGACCCGGCCACCGGGGAAGAGAUAGCCAAGGUGUCAGACUGUGGCCCGGCUGAGGCCAAGCAGGCUGUGGACGCUGCCUACAAGGCGUUUCAUUCCUGGAAGCAGUACACUGCUAAGGAGAGGAGUGUCCUGUUAAGGAAAUGGUUUGAGCUGAUGACGCUGCACAAAGAAGACCUGGCCAAGCUGAUCACGUUCGAGAGCGGGAAACCCAUGCGGGAGUCUCUCGGGGAGAUUGCGUACUCUGCCUCUUUCUUGGAGUGGUUUUCGGAGGAGGCUCGGCGGGUCUACGGCGACAUCGUCCCGUCACCUGCCAAAGACCGUAAGAUUUUCCUCCUCAAACAGCCUGUGGGGGUCGCCUCCAUCAUCACACCGUGGAACUUCCCCAGCGCUAUGAUCACCAGAAAGGUUGGAGCUGCUCUGGCCGCCGGCUGCACGGUGGUGGUCAAACCGGCAGAGGACACGCCGCUGUCGGCGCUCGCUCUGGCUGAGCUGGCGGAGCAGGCGGGGAUCCCGGCGGGGGUCAUAAAUGUGGUUCCUUGCUCCAGAGAGAAGACGCCGGCAGUCGGGGAGGUUCUCUGCACUGACCCACUGGUGGCCAAAAUCUCCUUCACUGGCUCCACUGCCACUGGCAAGGUGCUGCUGAAACUCGCUGCAGACACUGUGAAGAAGGCGUCCAUGGAGCUGGGUGGCCAUGCCCCCUUCAUUGUGUUCGACAGCGCUGAUGUUGACAAGGCGGUGGCCGGAGCCAUGGCCUCCAAGUUCAGGAACUCUGGACAGACGUGCGUGUGUUCGAACCGGUUUCUGGUGCAGAGCGGCAUCCACGACCGUUUCGUGGAGAAGCUGAGCCAAGCGAUGGACGCCGAGCUCCGUCUGGGACAUGGCUCAGAGCCCGACACCACCCAGGGGCCGCUCAUCAACAGCAGAGCUGCAGAGAAGGUGGCCCAGCAGAUAGCAGAUGCAGUGUCCAGGGGAGCGAAGGUGUUGAAGGGAGGGAAGCGUCUGGACGGCUCCUUUAUGGAGCCCACUCUGCUGGCCAACGUCACCACAGAGAUGCUCUGCACGAAGGAGGAAACCUUCGGCCCGCUGCUUCCCGUCAUCAGGUUCAACACAGAGGAAGAGGCUCUGGCGAUUGCUAAUGCAUCUAAUGUUGGACUGGCAGGUUACUGCUACUCGCAGGAUGUGAGUCAGAUCUGGCGGGUGGCAGAGGCGUUGGAGGUGGGGAUAGUUGGAGUCAACGAGGGUCUUGUGUCCACCCCAGAGGCCACAUUCGGCGGGGUCAAACAGUCCGGUUUGGGCCGUGAAGGCUCCAAGUACGGCAUCGAGGAGUAUCUGGAAAUUAAGUACAUGUGCCUCGGUAGCCUCAAACCAUGAAACAGGACGCAGCGACGUCAGACGUCCAGUGGUACUGCACUCUCAGAUGAAAUAAAAUUAAAUGCAGUAAUGCAGGUUUUAAUUGGUUUAAACAAUAACAACACAAAAGAACCCUUAAAAUUAGAGUCUGUGUUGAAAACAGUAACGGUAAUUUUUCACAAAUCAUAAAAACGGGUCCGAAAAGUGAAACAAGGUCCUUUUUUAAUUUCUCCUCUGUUGCCUUCUCAUAUGAAACUGUUGUUGCGUAGAAUAAGACAAAAAUCUUUUAGGCAAUAAUUAUCUCACAAGUUCAGUUAUUAAGACUUUUAGGUAAAUGUUUCUUUUUAUUUAAUUAAUCUAGAUACUGAAACAUGUUUAACAUUUACAUCACAAAAAUAUUUUAUAAUCAGUAUGCUGAUGGUAUGUUAUGCAUUAAUAGUGCUAAAUACAAAGAUCUAAAGGAAACUCACUUCUGAUUGGCCACAGGGAUUAUGUUAAAACCAGAGCAGCUCCAGAUGAAACUAGUUACAGCAUGGUCGCUCUCCACCAAUCAAAAUACAGAGUUACUAUUUUUGAAAUAAUGGGUCUAAUAUUUAACUGGCAGCUGUUGCUAACUUGCUAAUUAACAUUAGUUAAAUAUGUUUCUGGCUCACUCAUUUGAAAAUAAGAACUCCGCUAAAGGUUUAAAAUAUGCAUUGAAUGGCUGCCUAUAUACAAGUGGAUCUCAAAAAAUUUGAAUAUAGUGGAAAAGUUCAUUGUGAGCACCAGAACCAGACUGAGAGAUUAAAAAGGCUCAGGAAGACCUUUGCAGGUGUUUUGUUAAUUAGCUGAUUAGAGCUCGGGUCAACAUUUCUGUAUUAUAAUAUAAUAGUUUUGAGACAGUGGAGGUUUAAUUUCCAUAAACUGUAAGCCAUAAUCGAGAUUAAAAUAAGAAUAAAGGCUUGAAACACAUUACUUUGUGUAAUAUAUUCAAAGUUUAAAGUUUCACUUUUUGAACGUUUCAGUAAUUGCAAAAGAAAAUGUACUUUUCAGCGAUAUUCAAAUUUUGAGAUGCACCUGUAAUAUCGUGCUAACUCAGCAGCAUUUACUGAUUCAGAAAGGAUUGAAGCUAAAGCUAACAUGUCCUAGCUAACGAGUUAGCAUCCUCGCCAGUUGAUGAUCCACAUAGAAGAUGCAGAAAUAAGGUGGUGUUCAUGUAUUGUUGGUAAAGCUAGCUCUAGUAGAAAUGACACUGUUCAGAUGUUCAAAAAGAACACUUACUCAGACAAGCAACACAAAAGGUUAGAUUUAAGCUUUAUUGUUCAUAUUUACAACAAUAAAAACUUUUACAAGAGGAAAAAGAUUUAAACUUGAUGAGUUAGGCAAAGCCAUCUUGGAUAAACUUCCCUUGAAUAAAAAGAAAGAUGAGGACAGACAUGCUAAUGUUAGCUUUAUAGACUGUAUAUAAAAAGGUUAGCCUACACUCAGCAUCCGGGACAGUCUCCCACACAGUGGACGUUCCAGUCCUGAGCGGGGCUUUUGCUAGUGUAACCUGCAAUGGCACAGAAUUAUGUAGUUUGCCUUGUAAAUAAAACUAGGUUACUGCUGAAAGUAAUAGGCUAGUUGGCCAGGCCUGGUAGCAGCUCACAUCAGAGAAGAUAAAGUAUUGCAACUGUCGUUGCACAGAGGACAUAUUAAACACCAAACCGUCCAAACUCUUCUUCAUCCCUAUAUUAGAGCCUGAAAUCCUAAGACCAACAGACGAGCUGUGCCUAGUUUCUGCUGUCCAAAAAUCUUAUGUACAAUACAUGCUGACAUUACAUGAGAUAUGAAAAAUAAAUAAUGAACCUCUGGCCUAUCACAAUCCAGGAUUCUCUGUGAUCAUGGUAUAAAAUCCUUGGUGGUUACUUUUCUACUGGUUGCAGGCUCUAUUGGGGGACUUAAUACUGACAAUUGUGGCAAUUGACAAUACAACACAAUGUUAUUUGGGCAUGAGCACCCAAUAAAGAGCCUAAGUCUGUUCUUUCCGCUGACAAAAUAUGUAUGGUAGCCAACGGCGAGAGACAACUAAUGUUUAAAUCCUGUUUGAAUUGUGUCCUGAAUUACACACAUGCUGUUUGUCAGUUUAAAAGAUAAUUUAAGUCAAGAAAGUCGCAACUCGUCAUAAAACUAAAGAAACAUUUAGUUUUGUGUGAAAUCUCAUCUCGCACGAUAUACGUCACCAACAUGUUAGCGCUGUAAUGCUAAGCUAAUGUUCAUUGCUUGCUUGCUACUACCUCGGUAGCUUAGCUAUAUUCCAUCCUGGUCCUGUCAUCACAUCACCUACACAUGGAAGCUCUUUGACGUUAGCUUCAGUAAAUGUUACUUUACAGUUUUACGACAUAUUGACUUUCCUGACUAAAAUGAUCUUUUAAAUUGACAAGCAUGUGUAAUUUAAAAGCUUCAGUAACAUUAGGGUCGGUACAUUAGCUUCAGUCAUUGAGAGAACUAUUAUGACAUCACACAUGGGACUUUUGGAUUUGUGGUUACGUAUAUUCAGUCUUAUACUUCAACAGUAUUACAACAGAUUGAAUUUCUUGCCUAAAAUGAUCUUUUAGACUGACAAACAUCGUGUGUAAUUCAGGGAACAUUUCAAACGGGAUCAAAAAUUAGUCAUCUCUUACCGUUUGAUUACUGCAAAUAUUUUUUCUGAAAUAAAGGUCCUAUGGUGGUCCACCGGAACGGGAGCAGCUUAAGGGAGGUGUUUUUCUAUUGAAAUGCAAGGAAUUACUAAUUAUUAUUUCUAUUUUCUUCCAAAUGAAUCGCAAAACAAACUUUGCAUGUUGGAGAUGGCAAAAAUUUACAUUUCAUACAGGUCUGCCCCCUACAAAAUAAGUCGUUUUUAGGCCACUUACAGGCUCUGUACUUCAACGAUCUUCUCCUACAGAAUAAAUCGGAUCAACUUAAAAUUUCUGCAGUGCAGUCUGAAGACACUGCUUUAGAAAAGUUGCGCUGUGAGUUUUUGUUUAUGGGCGCAACCGUGGCGCGGCGGCGAUCAUCUGUUUAGCCAUGAAACAGUAAGUUGUUGUAAAUUCACUGUACAUGCUGAUAAAUGCCCCGCUCUCAAGACAUCUACAUGUCAGAAUCCUGUCAUAGUCGUUGCGCUACCUACUGGCAACAGGAAGAAGCUGGUACUUUCGUAUUAGUAAUUUCCAAGUCUAAUAUAUCAGAGCUUUCCCAGUUGUAAUUGCACGCUGGAAGUUGACCCGAAAGCCAUUUUACAAGGGGAAAUUGCGAUAACUCAGAUGACGUGGAGGCAGCUUUUUAUUUCCCCCUCCUGAACCUUCUCCAGCAGCACAUAGAUAUUUGUUCAAAACAGAAAGAAAAGUGGCACACUUAGCCAUGGAGGAGAAGGUAGAUUGUAGAUUUACUGAUUUAAAAUAAAUUUAAAAAGCACAAAACCUUUUGCUAGUUUUUCAUAAAAAUCAUUGUUGUACUGACCAUCCUGAUGUCCUGUAGUAGGCCUGUUAAUAUAAUAACAGUAUUUUUUUUUUUAUGAUAUGCUGGCAUAUUUGAACACACAGGGUUCAAAAGUAAGUCACAAUUUCAUUUGUAAUAAUUCAUGGGCCAUUUAUACAAAACAAACAUUUUUCUUCUGUAUGGAACAUUAGCCCAACACAUUGUUUAUAGGAGUCAGACAUUUCAUUAAUAACUGUUAGGUCAGUAUUGCUAAAAUAUAAAUGUCAAAUACAUGGCCUGAUGUCAAUGUUGUUUGAAUAUGCACCACAUUUUUGGGAAGAAAUAGAUAUGAAAUAUCUAUUUAGCAUAUUUCAGCGUGUAGAUAAAAAAUAAUUAGUUAUUGAAGUUAAAUAAAUUCCUUGUUACUGUGUUGGUUUUAAUCCUGGCCAAGCCUUUUCUGAGCCUCUGUUAAAGUAAAAUUAUGGUUGCCAAUGUCAAGUGCCAUUUAAUUGAUUUUUAUUUCUUACAUUGUUGAACAGUACUUUGAUUAAUUUAGAUUUUAUUUAAGAGUAACUUAACCCUCUCUGUCCUCCAAUGGGUUAACUUGUCACCUUGCUGUACAGCUGUACUUAGGACACUGUCACAUCACUGUUGGGUGUGGUUACAGGUGUAGCAGCAAAAGAAAAGGGCAGCAAACUCUUCCAGCCUCGAGCAUGUGAGCAGCACAAAGCAGUGUAAUGGGUGGAGCUUUGUUCUUCGUAGGUCCGUUAGCUUGAUCGGAUUCCUUUGACAUGAAGCAGGAUUUUCAAGGUUUUAAAGCUGGCUUAAAAUGAAUCGUUCUCAUAAAGAUUAGAGUAAUUAGGAGUAUGGUUCUCGUCAUUUUGAGAUAAAUUAAAAGAUGCAUAUGAGAUUAAAAAAACCUGUAAUUACAAACUACAGAUCUUGUUCAUCAACAUUUUAAACCAGCUUUAUAAAACACUCCAGAGCCACUUAAUUAGGUACGAUCUGUUGCAAAUCAAUACAACAGCUCUGCCGUAACAUCUUUACAAAGUUUAGUGUUCAGAUGAUGUUGACAUUGUCAGAAACGUGUAAAUUCACUUACAUGUUAAUCACUGGGGUCAUAGAAGCAUAAUAUUAGAAACACUUAUAUAUAUAUAUAUAAUGUCGAGUACGACACUAUGACCUCAAUGCUAAAACACAUAAUUGAUAUAAUUGGUAAUAAAAAGCCUCUGAAAGUUUUAGCAAGUGUACUUAAUAAAGUGGACACUAGUUGUAUGUGCUUAUGUCAAAUCAGCAAUACAAAUCAAAAUAACCAGGGUCCAUAUGUGCAAAUGCAGCAGAGUAAAGAAGUAAAAUGUUUUAAAUUUUUUCUUGACAGUAACUUAUCUUCCACUGUCCACUGUUUGUUUGUACUGCCAGUUUUGUUCUCCGGGUUUGUACAGCAGAUUGUGUCUCUAAUAUGAUGUGAAACUGGUUCUAAUUGUAAUAUACUGUUGUAGUCAAAGUUAAUGUGGGGGGAAAAAAAAAUUACUUUUUGUAUUUCUGACUAUAAAUAUUAAUGGAAAAUUAAAGAGGAAAUUGUAAUAUUA